AGAAAGGAGGAGGGAGGAGAGACGGAGAGUUAUUUUCGUUGCAGCUAUUCCACAACUCGACAAGAGCGCACUGAGAUAAAAACAAGAGCAGGAGAUUCGGAGAAGAUAAUCUAUUUCAAAUGUGAUUGAUACAGAGAAAGAGAGACGCCGAUUAAGAGAGCGAAGGAAUAGUGGUACUAAUAAUUCCAGCACUGGAAUUAGCUUGAGGAAUACUUAGUAGCCUAUUAUUUAUUUUUUCAACUGCGCCUCUAAGAGAGGCUAAAAGAAAGAGUAGGGAGACAGACAGGAGAAAACAGACGCUUCCUAAACUAAGUAUUUUUAGUCCAAGGAAAAUACAAUUAAAGCCAAGACUGAGAGAUAACAGUUUAUGUUAAAGACCGUGAGGAGAGAAACGAAGUGACAAGAAACGAAGGGAGAGAGAGUUAAAUAUAGAAUAACCGUUAAUAGAAAGGAAGGCUCACACUACGCGAUUUGAAUAAAGGAGAGAUGUUCGGCAUGAUCAAGAAUUCGCUGUUCGGGGGCACCGAGGUGACAGAGUACAAACUGCUAAGCAGCGAAACCAAGGAGGGCAUCAAUUAUGAAGUGCGGCGGUACGACAGCGCACGCUAUGCCUCCGUUUGCACCGAGGGGCGGAGUUUUGACCAGGCGGCCAGCGAGAGUGUGAGGAAACUUCUGAUGUAUACAGGGGGCAGCAACGAUCGAGGAGUGGGGAUGGGAAUGACAGCACCGGUCGCCAUUACGGUCUUCACCAAAGACGACGGGGCGAUGUCCCGCCGAUUCGUCAUCGGCCUUCGCAUCCCCUCCAGUUACCAGGACAACCCUCCCACCCCCACCGAUGGCUCAGUCAAGAUCGAGGACCGGCCGGGCAUGACUGUGUACGCUCUGCAGUUUGGAGGGUUCGCAGGGGAGUACGAGUUCCGAAUAGAGGCUUCCCGCCUGACCCGAAUCCUGGGCGAGACCGCCCCCUAUCAGCGCAAGCGGUACUUCUGCUGCAGCUAUGACCCACCAAUCAAGCCCUACGGCCGGCGCAACGAGGUGUGGUUCAUACAAGAGGAACCGUGAGGAGGAAACGGGGUGCUAGGUGAGGUUGGGGGGGGGGUGAGAGUGAAGGGGAUGGGGUAUAUAGAAUUACUGACCUGAUGUUGUACAUUAACAUUACAUUGCAAGGGAGGGAGUUGUCACACACACAUACACAAGGACAGUCAGACACACACACACACACACACACACACACACACACACAUACAGGUACCGGACACUCAUAAAUGCGGGCCAGAGAGUACAAGCAGUGACCGAAGGAAUAAUAUGGACCAGCCCAGCACGCUGACUCAGAUGUCAUAGGUAGUUCCACACUGCACCACCCCACAGCAUUUAUCUGAUCGUUCCACCAUCCCAUUACCACACAUAGGCUACAUGCUAAAUAAGACAAUCAAAGGAACUAAUUUGAUCUGAACACGAUAGGUUAAUAAUAAGGAAUAAAGUAUAAUAUAUUCUCCUACAGAGGGACAAGUUAAUGAGUUAUGAAGAGGUACUGAUGCACAGAAAGUUUAGUUUAACCCAAGUAUUUGUCCCAAAUAUUAUAGAAGUCUGGUUCUCUUAUUAACGAUAACAGACAACUUACAAGGCAGUGGUCAUGUGCAGUGACUGUAUUGGUGUGCUUGUGUAAUUGACAUUAUUAGUAUAAUUCUUGGAUGUAAAAAUAUAUAUAAAUUACAAUUCUGAAAAUUGUAUGUUGAGAUACUUCUGUAUGCUGUGUGAUUUUUCUGUGAAAAUACUGGCUGACCACAUCUUCGAAUGAAACUACAAUAAAUAUGUUAUGAAAUA
Anguilla rostrata (American eel) is the source of this 1824-nucleotide messenger RNA. Its product is annotated as heme-binding protein 1-like. The coding region runs from base 487 to 1062 and encodes 191 amino acids. The transcript is spliced from 4 exons. The record is from RefSeq and is a predicted model, not a curated record. Lineage: Eukaryota; Metazoa; Chordata; Actinopteri; Anguilliformes; Anguillidae. Gene Ontology annotation, molecular function: heme binding.